UCGGCGUAGUCUGGGACCUGGCGUCUCCCCGUUCGGGAAAUAGGGAAACGGAGACAAAAGAGAGAGAGAAAGAAGAAAUUUAUUCGAAAAACGGGAACGAGACAACGACGACCAAGAAAACGCUAGUCGAGUGAGGAGUGUGGCUCGCGUUAGAUAGGAUGCGUGUGCCUGGGUGCGGUGUGCCACCACCCAACAACAAUAACAACAAUCAAUUCACAAUAAAUAAAAAUAAUAAUAAAAAUCAUCAAAAAAAUAAUAAAAGUCAAAAUAUCAUUAGAAAGAGUCAAAAAAUUUUUAGGCUACAUCAAGUGAUCAGUGAUCACCAUUUAAGGCGGGAAAAUAAUCAUCAUUAUCAUCAGAUUCAAUAUAAAAAUUUUGGAGAACGUCUCGAUUUUCAAAUUUUUCGAAUUUCGAGAAAGGAAGGACAUUUUGAUCCUUCCGCGAGAAAAAUCCUCGGGAUUCGUGAAAAUUGCAUCACUACGUCCAUUAUUAAAUAUUGUGAAUUGAGUUAAUCAUCAUUAAAAAAAAAAAAAAGAAAUACUAAUUGGAGGGAGAAUUUUUUUGGUCCCUUCUUUAUCGGGACCAAAAAAAAAAAAAAUUCGCGGGGCCAAUUUGAGUCAAUUAUUUCAAUUUGGCAUCCACGACGUUUAGAACGCUGAAGCUCCAGGCUCAGGAGUGUCAUCCAGGUGUCAACCGGCAUCAGCCUGGACCACCACCGUCCCAGCUACUCAUGUUCAUCCCGGAUACUCUGAGGAGCUGCAUGGUGGAACCGGAUGUCUCGACUUACCUGCAGGCCCCUUCCGUAGGACAGGAUGAGUUCCAUCCAUUCAUUGAGGCCCUUCUACCAUUCGUGAAGUCUUUCUCCUACACGUGGUUUAACCUACAAGCUGCAAAAAGGCGUUACUAUAAGAAGCACGAGAAACGGAUGAGUCUCGAAGAGGAACGACAGUGUAAAGAAGAACUCCAGAACGAAAAACUGGAGGUAAAACAAAAAUGGGCUUCGCGGCUUCUAGGAAAGUUAAGAAAAGAUAUAACGCAAGAAUAUCGAGAGGACUUUGUCCUCAGUAUCACGGGAAAAAGGCCGGCCAUGUGUGUUCUAAGUAAUCCUGAUCAAAAGGGAAAAAUGCGUCGAAUCGAUUGUCUGCGACAAGCGGACAAGGUAUGGAGAUUGGACCUAGUGAUGGUAAUUCUAUUUAAAGCGAUUCCAUUGGAAUCGACAGACGGCGAAAGAUUGGAAAAGACUGCAGAAUGUGCUCAACCGGGUCUCUGUGUUAAUCCUUACCACAUCAAUGUCUCCGUCCGGGAACUCGACCUCUAUCUCGCCAACUUCAUUACCAGUCACGAGGUGCUGAAUGGUAUCUGUAAUGCUAAUAAAGAAGAAGAAAGGCGACGUAAAGGUGCAGGUUACCACGAACUGUAUAAUGGUGUCGUAUGCAACGAUACAAUCCUCGCGACAGGUGUUUUCAGCUCCAAGGAGCUCUGGAUGCUUUCAAAAGACUGUAUGUGUCUGGUUUCAGCGUCCAUACUGCAUGACCUCAGCGACAUGCAGCCUCAAAUAAACGCGAUCAAAAUAGAGCACCCGCCGUACUACUGCAGCAGCUACACCCCUCCAUCCGCAGCUACUGCCGCGGAUCAUACUCAGCCCGCGGCUAGCUUCAGUCCACCGCCGGUGCACCAGCUCAUACGAAAUGAUAAGACUGAAAAGCCUCCGACGGUAUCGGUUUCAAGUGCUACAACCUUCUCUCCAGUUCUGAGGCCCGAGGAAGGCCAUCGUGGAAUGGAUUCUCCUCAUUCGCAAACGGGAUUGCAUUCACCGCACGAAGGUUUGGCCGGUGGUUCCGGUCAAAGUAUGUCCGGCCUUGCUUACUAUCAACCCGAGCAUCCUGGUUCCGCUGGGGUCGUUAAAUACCCGGAAAAUGGUCACGACACUCUCUCGGAUUUCGUGACAUUUGUAUGCCAGGAAGCCGAGAACACUCAGCAGCUACCCCAGGCACAACUCGCGGGUCCGCGAUCUGGAAUACAAAAGUUCUCACAGUAUUACCCGAGUUCGAUGUUACCUCCACCACCACCAGCACCAAUGGCGCGACCUGUGGCAAUAAUACGAUCUACAGGCGAGCUAACAACAAAUAAUGCAAAUUCACCGCCAACAUCAUCGACAUCGCCAGCCGAUUCGUCUGACAUGGGACCGAAUCAAGAACAAAUGGCAGCGGCGGCGGCAGUUGGUCUUGUCAGUUCAUGUCAAAGUUCAGAUCCUGGCGGUAGAAAAAGUCCCGCGCGAAUACUCGUCACUGCACCUCACACCAGUAGAGAAUAUACAUUCGCUCAUUUUCACUCGCAACCAGGACAGCAAAUCUUCACCUACCCUACCAUCAGCUCGAUGUCAGGAGUGAUUUCCCCGACGAAUCUUUCCCUCUUCUCAUCCCCCGUUUCUGUAACGAGACCAGUGGCAACGCAGAGGUCAGUUUCCAACGUUCCCCCACGUUGGAAUACAGCACCCUUCAUAAAUCUGGAGGACGAUUACAACAUGAUAGCUCCAAUUAUUGCGGGUACUGCCAGUGAACCACCCACUGCCAUGGACGAUGAUCGUUAUUUUCAUUCUGUCCAUGCGAGUAAUGUCGUUGACAAAAAUGUCAAUGGCGGAAUGAUGGGAACUGAAUUAGUUGGUACCGAUCCAAAUUCGCAUCAUCAUCAACAACAACAACAGCAACAACAACAACAACAACAAGUGAUGCAGGAUAAAUCCGGAAGACCUAAAUCUCCUCCGUGACACUGGAGCUCGAGUUUUUUUCGACUCUCCAUUAUCUUAUGGUUCGGUUCAUUCACAACAUGCUCAAUAAUGUUGACACUCGGUUUCGCCACGAGUUGGCAGAAUUUAAAAAUAAAUAAACACGUUGGAAACGAAUCGGUUAUAUUUUCAAACUCGACAUUUCACUUUUAUUUAUUCACUCAACAAAAAAAAAGUAGAAAAAGAAAAAUGAGAUUCAAAGUGAAAUAAGAGUAUAAAAUUUUUCCUUGACCCUUUUUACACUAUAUGAUAAUAAUAAUAAUAUAAUAAUAAUAAGAAUAAUAAUAAUAAAAAAAAACUCCCGUCGCAUAUGAUACUUGCCAUUUCUCAUUAGCAAAUUUUUUCUCUAGUAUAAUAGCGAGUGCUGGCAUUUUUGAUUCAAUCAAUUAUUAUCAAAACUUGUACACUGAAAAAAAGUAUCAUUGAUUCAAAAAAAAAUUAUUUUCUUGUCUGUAUUUGAUCAACUAAUUUUAUUCUCCACUUGGAAAAAUUUCCCCGGAAAGUGCCCCCUGGAGGUUCUAUCAGAAUUCCGCCGGAACUUCCAACGUAAUUCCGUCGGAAUUCCAUCGGAGUUCCAAAGAAUUUCCGAUGGGAUUCCGACGGAAUUAGGACUCUAAAAUUUUUGAAAAAAUUAAUCGGAAUUCCGUCGGAAUUCCGUCGGAAAUUCUUUGGAACUCCGAUGGAAUUACGUUGGAAGUUCCGGCGGAAUUCUGAUAGAACCUCCAGGGUGCACUUUCCGGGGAAUCUUUUCAAGUGGGUCAAGAAAAUUUACUUCAAACUAGUAAAAAAAAUUUUGGAUCAAAAAAAAAAAAUAUAUUGAAUCAAAUACGAACAUGUAAAUGGCGAAAAAUACUAUUUUAUAGUGUAUAAGAAAAAAAAACCAAAAUUUUAGAAUGAAAAUCAAUUAUAAUAGCCGAUUUCUAUUUAAAUAAAAUUUAAAUGAACCGUUAAAUUUUUUUCUGUAAAGAAUAAAUUCAAAAAAUAACCAAUUUUUUUCCCCUCUAUUUUUAUUGUAUACUAAAAGUUCAGUAAUUUAAAAAAAAAAAAAAAAAAUAUUUUUUUGUGCUAAGAAAAUAAAUUUCUUUGAAAUCACAAUAAUUUUAAUUGAAUCAACCAAAUUAAAAUAGUCAAAUUAGUUAACCAAAUUUUUUUGAUUAAAUUAAUCAAAAUUUUAUUUGGUUCAAAAAAAAUUAUUUUUUCCUUCAAAAAAUUUAAUAAAAGUAAACUAAACGUUUAUUUAGAUAAAAUAAAUUAAUCAAAAAAAUUUUUUUCACAAAAAAUUGUGAACCAAAAAAAUAAUAUAUUUGUUUCGAAAAAAAAUUUUUGUAAUUAUUUAGAAAAAUAUUCUUUUCAUAGAAAAUUGUUUUUGGUAAAAAUAGAAAAAAAAAUUAUGCCAGUAAAAUAUGACAUUAGAAACUGAAUAAAUUCGUUAAAUAAUUAUUAUAAAAGGCUAUAGGUAAAAUAUGAAAAUUCUGGUUCGUUCCACGUGAUUAUAAUUACAUUGUAAAUAGAAAAGCGACAAAGUUUUCUUGACUAUGAAUAUUUGGCGAGUAUUCUUCAAUUAAACUUUGCCGAUAAUGCGCGACUAUAAUUUGUGAUACCGUGACCAUUAUUAAUAAUACCUACAUACAAUAACUGAUGAAAACACAAUUGUUACGCUGAAAACGCAAUUUAAAAGAAAAAAAAAGGAAAAAAAAACAGAAAAAUAUGGUUAAGGGGUAAAAAAAGGGAGGGGUCAAUUAUCGAACGAAUUAUACAAUGUUAUAUAUCCCGGUUGAUAAAAUUUUUUCGACCCGCUAUAUAUUAAUUAACAAGGUAUACUAUAUAUCGUUUAUUAUAUGCCUAAUGCUCAGGCUAGUGCUAACACUAGUAAAAGACUAGUGCGGACUAGUCACCAGAGGCUGCUAGUUAGAAACAUUUAUAGUAUUUAAUACUCAAUUUAUCCCGGUCAUCGACAGAAUUUUACUUUUCUUUUUUUUUUUUUUUACUAUUUUCACAAAAUUAUUCCCUUAUUUAAAGAAAAAAAACUCUUUUUUCCAAUUUUUAAUUCUUGGAAAAAUUAUUUUUUUUUUUAUAAAUAUUUGUUGAAAAUUGUUUUUCUCCAGUUCUGUAUUUUUUUUUUUCUUUUUGGAAUGAGGUGCACCUGAUUUUUUUGUCGAUAAAAAUCCCCCCCCCAAAAAAAAGGCAAAGUUCUCGCGGUUCGAUUAUUAUGUUGUAUGAUUAAUUUAUUUUUUAGAACAGUGAGUUUUGUAAGUAGUAUAAAUAUUAUUAUUUUUAUUCAAUAGAAAAACGAUCUUUGUAAUCAUGUAGUUAUUAUACUAUUAUGUUCUGUAUAUGAUUUAACUUGAACUUCGUUAGCUUGGUUUGUUCAAUUAACGAAGACAAUUUACAAGCUGUUGAUCAAAAAAAAAAAAAAAAAAAAAAAAAAAAAAUGAAAAAAAAAUAAGAUAAUGAUCGUUCAAUGA
Molecule: messenger RNA, 5250 nt
Organism: Leptopilina boulardi
Lineage: Eukaryota; Metazoa; Arthropoda; Insecta; Hymenoptera; Figitidae
Gene: NfI
Product: nuclear factor 1 X-type
Exons: 12
Coding region: 731-2767 (678 amino acids)
Biological process (GO): regulation of transcription by RNA polymerase II
Cellular component (GO): nucleus
Molecular function (GO): RNA polymerase II cis-regulatory region sequence-specific DNA binding; DNA-binding transcription factor activity, RNA polymerase II-specific
Source: RefSeq, a predicted model, not a curated record